This is a messenger RNA of Alligator mississippiensis (American alligator), 6946 nucleotides long. It is a transcript of the gene TBC1D13, whose product is annotated as TBC1 domain family member 13. Gene Ontology annotation, molecular function: GTPase activator activity. Bases 83 to 1285 code for a protein of 400 amino acids. The transcript is spliced from 12 exons. Gene Ontology annotation, biological process: activation of GTPase activity; intracellular protein transport. Lineage: Eukaryota; Metazoa; Chordata; Crocodylia; Alligatoridae. The record is from RefSeq and is a predicted model, not a curated record.
UAUCUGAGGGCGCCGGCGCGGGGUCGGGUUUCCCGCCGGAGUGCUUAUCUCGGGCGCCGGCGCGGGGCAGCAGGAAGUCACCAUGUCGAGUCUGCACAAGAGCAGGAUCGCGGAGUUCCGGGACGUGCUGGGCGAGGCCGAGGUGGCUCUGCCGAAGCUCCGCGCGCUCUGCUUCAGCGGGAUUCCUUUUGACGGUGGGCUGCGCUGCCUCUGCUGGAAGAUCCUUUUGAACUACCUCCCAGUGGACAAAGAAGUAUGGAGUUCUUUGCUAAAGAAGCAGAGGGAACUGUAUUCCCAGUUCCUAAAGGAAAUGAUUAUCCAGCCUGGGAUAGCCAAAGCCAACCUUGGUGUCUCCAGGGAGGAUGUAACCUUAGAGGACCAUCCACUCAAUCCAAACCCAGACAGCCGAUGGAAUACUUACUUCAAGGACAAUGAAGUCCUGCUGCAGAUAGACAAGGAUGUCAGGAGGCUAUACCCAGAUAUGGCAUUCUUCCAGCGCCCAACUGAGUAUCCUUGCCUGCUAAUCCUGGACCCCCAGAAUGACUUUGAGACGCUACGCAAGCGGGUGGAACAGACAACGCUCAAGUCGCAGACAGUAGCACGAAACCGGAGUGGCGUUACAAAUGUGAGUUCCCCUCUCAAACCAUCUGCUCCUCAUUCAUUGAGUGAGUAUGAAGUUCUGCCUAAUGGUUGUGAAGCUCACUGGGAGGUGGUAGAACGGAUCCUAUUCAUCUAUGCAAAGCUGAAUCCAGGGAUAGCAUAUGUCCAGGGGAUGAAUGAAAUAGUGGGGCCUCUUUACUACACCUUUGCUACAGAUCCUAACUGUGAGUGGAAAGAGCAUGCUGAAGCAGACACGUUUUUCUGCUUCACCAAUCUGAUGGCUGAGAUCCGGGACAACUUCAUUAAGAGCCUGGAUGAUUCUCAGUGUGGCAUUACCUACAAAAUGGAGAAGGUCUACUCCACGCUGAAGGAGAAGGAUGUAGAACUGUACCUUAAACUGCAAGAACAGAACAUCAAGCCUCAGUUCUUUGCCUUCCGCUGGCUGACACUGCUGCUGUCCCAGGAGUUCCUGUUGCCUGAUGUCAUCCGUAUAUGGGACUCUCUCUUUGCUGAUGACAACCGCUUUGACUUUCUUCUGCUCGUUUGUUGCGCCAUGUUGACACUAAUCCGGGAUCAACUGCUGGAAGGGGACUUCACUUUAAACAUGAGGCUGCUACAGGACUAUCCCAUCUCCGAUGUCCAUCUGAUUUUGAAGAAAGCAAAGGAGCUUCAGGAUUCCAAAUAGUCCAUGAGCCUGGUGGUGUCCGAGGAACUGUGCAGUAGCAUAUGCUAGGAGACGCCCUCUUACAGUUUGGUGCGUUAUCAGAGCUCCUGCAAACCUCUGCAGGGCGUUGGGUUUUGUGUUCUGCCUAUUGGCCUCGUUGAAGACUUCCUUCCACUAUUUAUUAGGUCAUGGACUGACUAUUCCCAGCUAGACAGGUCCUGCACUCCAGGUUUUCUGAAUCUCUAACAACUCCAUGCUGCCUAAGCAGCUCUUUGUAUCUUUUUUUUUUAAAUGACUUUAAGUUUGGGGAGAUAGAAACUGUUUAGCUGAGUAUUCCUCAAAGUCUUACAAAACACUUUUGUGUCCUAUAGCAUUAUGAAAGCGUGUGCUCACACAUGGGGAUUUCUGUGAUAGGGGAAAGAAUGGGAUGGAUCCAGUGGAGUUUGGUGGGUAAGUAGAGAGUCUCCCUUGUAAAUAGAAUGUGUCUCACUCAAUCAGCAGGAUUCUGUGCCUGUGUCUGCACCUUGUCCUCUCUUGGGCAUGCAACAAGAAAAAGAUCAAGUUCACUGUCCUUCUGGUGAGUGUUAGAUGGAGCUCUGCAGUUCUGACCUCUUUCCAUGGGAAGGAGGCUUUAAGAAGCUGGGGUGGGAGAAUGCUAUUAUAGCUGGCUGCUUUGUGCAGUGAGAUUAUCUGCUCUCUAGUAGAGCCUGGUCUAAAACUGCCUUAUCAAGGAGCUCUCCUUGAUGAUGACCUUACUUGGAAGCAUAAAGUAGGGGUGUGGUUUUAAUUGGUGAGUGAAACAAUUUAACCAAGUCAAACAAGCCUUAUUUUACACAGCCUUAGAGUAGGGGCCUUGCUACUGCAGAGAGGCUUCAGGUCUUGAGCUGUCUUCCAUGCCACUUGUGUGGAUUCUACAUUUAUUCCAAAUUAAAGACAGGGUCUCUAAUUGCAAGCAGGAUUCUAAAGCACGAAGGGGCAGGUCUCCAGUCCUGUGCUGCCCAGACUGGAGUCUUCAGUCGGGACUUCAAAAGGCAUAAUGUGGGUUUUGCUAUGAAAUUGGCUUUUUGCCUUUGAAUGUUUGUAAUGUUACCUAGACUACUCCAAGCCUUUCAAACCAACUUCAGUAACCUCUGGUCAGCGUAACUUUUUCAGUCUGUGAUAAUCCUUGCUGGUAAGUGAUUUGAGAUUAUAAAUUAGAUUUUGUGUGCAUGUGCACACGUGCUGUCUUGGGAUGUGAUCCUUUUGGAGACGGAAGCAGUAAGCUGGUAAUAGCUGAUGCUUUGGGAUACCCUUUUUCUCAGAACAUCUCCUGAAGGAGAGAGUGCCACAUGCUGGUACAGCCCCACCAGAGCGGGAAACCACUAUAUUCCAGGCAAAUACAGUGGAUCACAGUAUAUCUGCAUCAUCCAAGAUUAGUGAUUGGGAUUGGGGCGGGAGGGACUUGCAGCCUACAAGCAGUGUCCUGGUGAUCAGAAUGGGGACCCAGAGUGAGCGUCAGGUGAUUUUCUUUUUUUAUAGCGGUGGGAGAAACUGGAGUAGCUGAGUACUCCAGAUGCUGUGAACAAACACUAAUCCAGGAUGCUGUGCUUCCCACUGUCAGGACAGUACAGAAUUCCAGUUGUCCAACACUGCAGCUGUCUCGUAUUUAAAAUCUGUGUAUGGAUUUUUGUGUGUGUGCAUUGCUCUUAUUAAAAGCCAACUUUGUGCUUUCUCAGAGCUCACUUACCCUGCUGAGUCCCACUAGCAGAUGAACCACAGUGCCCUGAGAUGUGGUCAGCCUGCUGAACGUUGGGCGAGGACUUAAAACGGCACUAAGGAAUGAUCCAGGUCCUGUGUAAACUAGUGAAUGUAAGGGGGGGGACAUGAGGAGGGAAUGUCUUUCCUUUGCCUUGGCAUUGGGGUUGUUAACAACUCCCUUAGCGUGAUGCUCAGCUUUUGUGCUGCUUCAGCUUCUGUUGACUGGAACAGUACAGAGGAUGCAGUGGUGACGUUUUAAAUGAGUGUGAACUGGAGGGAGGAUAGCAGUUUUUAAGUGUGUGUGUGUGUGUGUGUGUGUGUGUGAAUGCUACUUAUCAGGCAGCUUCUUUCUUAAGGCUGAGAGGACUACAACUUUCAGCCACUUAGUCAUAAGAAGUAUGAGAAGCAGACAUACCUGUACCAGUUAUUCCAGGAAUUAGAUUCUUCUGCUACACUGCUUUUGUGUUAGGGAGACCAGUGCUGAGUGAGUAGUCUUUUAUAAUCAUAAAGCCGGCUGCUACAUGCAGGCAUAGAACUUGAGGAUUGGGCUGUCUGGCAAAACUCCCAUCAAACUUCCCGAGGUGUGUUGCUUAAAGUUGAAAGCUCGUUACACAAUGGCAGGGCUUCAGAGUUGCUCUGGACGCCUAUAGUGUGUGUGGUGGGGGUUGGGUUUGGUUUUGUUCACUUUGUGUUUUUUUUUGGUUUUUUGUUUUGUUUUUGUUUUGUUUUUGUUUUUUUUUUUUUGUAACCUUUGCUUAACCUAAAGCUUAUACAUGGACUCCAAAAUGCUUCCAAGGCACCUGAGCCGUGUGGCCUGUCCUCUUGCACAACUCCAUAAGCAGCGCUACAGUUCUGGCGCAUCAGCUGUAUUUCUUUUAAUAACUUACAAAUAACUAUCAGGCUGCGAGGCCAAAAUCUCUCAUGAACCACUCUAGAUUACUUGACUUCAUGAACAUUAUGUUCAUCUGGGAUGCUGUCAGGCAGAUAAGGUUGCUUGCUGAUGCAUAAAGGCCUGAAAAAGAACAGCGUUUGCCUCUCCAUUCCUACUUUCUGGGAGACAUGCAGAAAGUAGGCAUAUGGUUUGACAACAGAAACCAAGUAAUCUGGGGUUGCUUAUGCUAUGUGGAGUAACCUGCUCGGACUCUAAACUUAAUUUUGAUUUGAAGUCAAUGGGAGUCCUUCAACUGAUUCUUAAUGCUGAGUUUGGUCAGGUGUUUGCAUGGGAGUGUAGCUUUUCUAAUGAGGGAAGAGAUUGACCAGUGGUAUAAUCCUCUGUAGUCUUGGGAUACUUGGGCCUACAUUCCAGUGCUGGGGGCAUGUUUUGGCGGUUUUCUCCCUGGCUAGUAUGUUCAGUUUAGGUGGUACAAAACCUCCACCCCAAUCCUGCCUAGUCAGCCUACGUGAUAUAAAGGUUUUAAGCAAAGACCUCUUGCACGUUAGUUGGUGACAGUAAGUAAGAAUGAAAGGAUUGACCCUUGCCUCUUAGGACAGGUCACAGAUGACACUCCAGGAAAGAAACAAUGCUAGAAAGGCUCCUUUAGAGCUUUUUCCAGCUAGGGGGAGGGCUUGGCUAUUAGCCCGGGCAUGCUGGUUAUAGCUGAUUCAUUUGAUGUUAAGCACCAUCUACAGGUUCCACUGCAGAACUUGAAAGACUUUAUUAUGCCUUUAGUCAUCUGGGAGAUGAAAAAGUGUACAUUAAGGUUGAGUUUCUCAAGUGUGAAACAAGGUGGGAGAAGAAUGAGCACCUAUGCUGAGGGAUGUUGCUGGUGUGUGUUUCUGUUCUCCCUCCCCCCCCCAGUUUAAAAGCAGAGAAUCUCUCCAUUCCAAUGCAGUUAGUGAGACUAUUGUUCUUCUUUGCACAUUGCAAGGGCCACUUUAGUUGUCCAAGAUCCUCUUUGUUCUGGUGUCUGUCUUUUUUCCCCUCCUCUUGAGAUAGCAAGGGCUGCUGUUUGGAUCCUGAAGGAAUAGGGAGGCUGUCAACAAGGAAUUCUUCCCUUUCUUUAAUGAUAUUUUGAAGUUUAACACUGCCAGCACUUAUUGGUACUGUGGCUUGUUUCAGUAGUGGGGAGGAGACGCACAAACACUAUGUCUCUUGUAAGCUCUUUGAAUUAGUUACCUUGACUUUCCUUGAAUUUUUGCAGCUGGACAGUAACUAGCUUGUAGUUGAGUCCUCUCACAUGAUCACGAAGUAACUGCCCCCAGCUUAGAAGCAGACUUCUCUCUCCAGAGCCUGCUCCGUUACAGGAGCAGCUGUCUUGGCUGAGGCCAGUAGCAGCCCAUAGUUGCUUGUAUAUGGUGACACAACAUUGUGGAAUCCAAAUACCUUGUUAGCGAGGAUACUUGCUUAGCUUCAUGCAGCACACCUAGAGCUCUUCCCAAGAGCAGGACCACUGCCACUGUGGAGGCAUCUGUCCUCCACUGGGAGUUGGGGGGGGGGGAUGAAUGGAGAUGCAGUGCACUGGUCAUAAGGAAGAAGGCCAGGACCCCUGCCCUUCCCUUCCCUUCCCUUCCCCUUCCCACAAUUUUGUGCUGUGGAAUCUUGUAGCCUUGGCAAUGGUCAGGAAAAGGAAGUGGAGAAAUCUAGGGAUGAGAACAAACCUGGGACUGGCCAUGGUUUUUUAUAAAGAAUUUUCUUUUUUUUUGGAAUGAGUGUCAUACAUGGGUCAAUGUGUUGCUGAGUUGUUUUGUUUUUGUGGUCUAAACUGGAAUUUAUUUUUUAGCUCCGCAGUGGAGAGUGUGAAGGUCAGGAGCUGCUGUAAGAAAUACAGGGGUAUUUUGGCAUGCAAGGGCUCUUUCUACUUUAAAUGACGUUUUUGUAUGUUUUAGCUACCUUUAAAACUUUUUUCUAAAAUGCCCUUUCACAGAAGAUUGCGGGGAGGGACCACACACUAGUAACCUCUACAAGUUUUCAAGGGAAGUAAAUCAUACUUUUCUCCUUUUUGACUGGAAAAGAAAUCAAGACGUGAGAUUGAGAUCAUGUCAUCUAUGUGCAAAGCUUUCCCCCCCCAGCCCUCUUUCUCAGGUUUAAACACUAUUUUUUUUUCCCUCUUCAUGCAGCUCCUUUCCAUUAAAUUAAGGGCUUUGUACAAAAAUGAUCUGUUCUCUAUACAAUGCAAUUCACCCUUGCCACAGGUUGUGCUAGGAUCCUAAGCUGCUAUAUGUGAUAAACUACAGUAUUUUUUUUUUAAAUGCCCUCUUUCCUUUGGACUGUGAAAAACCAAGUGAGUGUGUGUUAGUUGGUUGUCAGUAGCAUUAACCUCUGGUCUUCUGUAUUUCAAGAGUCUGUGUUAUAGCAGAGUUGUUCUGCAUGUGUAAGUUAUUCCCAUUGCCACCAUACCCUAGGCUCCCCUCCUGUUUGUGUCACUCCUAAACUAAACUUUUUUACUACCUAGUUCCAUAAAAUCAUGGUCCUACUGGGCUAGGGAAUGGGGGUUGUAUGGUGUAGCCCUCACUUACAGGGCUGUGUUGCUCUAAACUUUAACUAACAACAUCUAGGUAUAUCCUUCAAGUACAGAUAUUCUCGCUAGGUCACGCUAUCAAGUUAAAUUUUUACAUGUACAGUUGAGUAGGCUGUUGCAUGAGCUAUUGCUGGAGCUGUGCAAAUGCACCAGGAGCCAAGGUGUACUGGGACUGUGUUACCCCCUGAGGGUGGUAAGGAUCACUGGACUGGUAGCAGCAAGGGCUGCGUUGCUAGAAAUGAAUGAUUGUCAGAUCCAUGGAAGAUGCUCGCUGGCUCUAAGCGCAGGGAACAAAAGCACGUGGCUGUGCAAAGGCAGGCCAAAGGUGGGAACGGAAGAAUCCUCCAUGACCAAGCUGCUCCUCCUGCCUGUGCUGAUUUAUAAUGUUGUUUUAUUCCUGUACAUCUCACAUGAGCUGUGGGGAGUUCUUGUUUCCAUGACUGCUGUUCUUUUUGAUUUGUCUUAAUAAACAUUUUCUCUUUGCAAA